AUGAAAGGCAGGGAAUGGCAGGCAGCACUGUCGCUGUUCGGCCACAUGCCCGUCAUCAGAGUUGCCACAGAUGUCAUCAGCUUCAAUGCGACUAUAUCUGCGUACGAUAAGGAAGGACAGUGGAGAUCAGCCCUGCGUUUAUUCUCAGACAUGCAAAGGACCAGCUCGGCGGCAGAUGUGAUCAGCUUUAACGCAACCAUGAGUGCGUGCGCCAGACCUGGCCUUUGGCAGCUUGCGCAUCAUCUGCUGUCAGAGAUGCCACGGGUCCGGCUUGCAGCAACAGUGGUGAGCUUCAGCACAGUGGUCAGUGCGUGUGAGUCAAGCGGGCAGUGGCAGAUGACUCUGGACUUGAUCUCAGACAUGCAAACAGCUGCGAUCCUCUGCAAUGUGAUCACUCUGAACUCAGCGAUUAGUACUUGCGAGAAGGCUGGACAAUGGCAGGUGGCACUUGAUCUUUUGCAUUCAUCUAGCCUGAAGAUUUCCGCAAACGUGAUUACAUUUAAUGCAGCCAUGAGCGCAUGCCAAAAAGGGGGACAGUGGCAGCUGGUAUUGGAGCUUCUCACCGCGAUGUCAAGAGGAGGUCUGUCUGCAGACGUGAUUACUUUCAGUGCUGCCAUCAGUGCAUGUGAACCUUAUGGCUUGUGGGAGCAAGUUCUGCGACUCCACGCUGAGAUGGCCAGAAGUCAAGUGGUGCCAAACCGGAUCACUUACAGUGCUAGCAUCAGCGCCUGCCGGGCAGGGAACUGGCAACUGGCUCUUGGCUUCUUCGCGACGAUGCAAGCGCGAGGGUUGGAAGCGGACGUUAUCAGCUUCAAUGCUGCGAUUAGUGCCUGCGAGGAGGCUGCACAGUGGCAGCUGGCUCAUCACCUGCUUUCGGAAAUGCAGACAGCCAGGGUGGCCGUGAACGUGAGAAGUUUCAACACGACCAUAAGUGCCUGCGAAAAGGCAGGGAACUGGGAGCUCGCCCUUGAACUCCUCUCAGAGAUGAGGGAUUUCAGAGAUUUGAGAGUAACAGCUGAUGAGAUCAGCUUCAAUGCGACGAUCACCGCCGUAGCCAAGCAUGGGCCCUGGGCGCUGGCUUUGCAGCUGUUUAGUUCAAUGCCAUCUGCCCGACUUGUGCCGGAUAUCAUCAGCUUCAACGCAACAAUCAGUGCCUGCGAGAAGAACGGAUUCUGGCAAUUGGCUUUGAUGAUCCUGUCAGGCUUGGCAACUGCCGAACUGCAGCCUACCGUGACCUCAUACGGUUCAGCCAUCAGUGCCUGUGAAAAGAGCAGCGACUGGCAGGCUGCCCUCGAAAUUCUCCGAACGAUUUUUCAUCACCGCCUCGCCAAUGGGAUCACCUGCAAUUCAGCGCUGUCUGCGCUGGCGAGAGGCUCGCAGUGGCUUCGAGCAGGCGCUCUGCUUUCCAAGAUGCGGGACAGGGCAAUCCCUGCAGACGCGGUGAGCUACAGCGCAGGCAUCAGCGCGUGCGAGCAGGGCGACGUAUCGGCCCAGCCUGCCUUUGGUUAG
Messenger RNA from Symbiodinium sp. CCMP2592, 1509 nucleotides. The record is from the annotation of a GenBank genome assembly. NCBI's taxonomy places the organism in Eukaryota, Dinophyceae, Suessiales, Symbiodiniaceae.